This is a messenger RNA of Ostreococcus tauri, 1056 nucleotides long. Its product is annotated as Histone deacetylation protein Rxt3. Bases 1 to 1056 code for a protein of 351 amino acids. The record is from RefSeq and is a predicted model, not a curated record. The transcript has 3 exons. NCBI's taxonomy places the organism in Eukaryota, Viridiplantae, Chlorophyta, Mamiellophyceae, Mamiellales, Bathycoccaceae.
AUGGAGGGCGAGGACGCGGCGGCGAAGCGAGACAGAUCGAGACGGAGCGCGCGAACGCGGAAUUCAGGCGGCGAUCCCGCGCAGGAGAGGAAACCCGCGGAGAAAGGGAGCGGGGAGAAAACCGAAGCGAAGGAUGGGAGGACGGUGAACAGAGAGGAUGUGACGGAGACGAGGUACCGAGAGGGCGAGUCGCUCGCGUCUAAACUCGGCGAUGGGGCGCUCGACGUCGAGAUCGCGGCGGAAGCGACAUCGAGCGCGAAUCGCCACUUGCGCGCGCGUCAGCUCUGGGGCACGGAUGUGUACACGGCAGAUUCGGAUCUCGUCGCCGUGUUGAUGCACUCGGGGUAUUAUCGUCCGAGCGCCGUGGUUCCGGCAAACCUAGCAUCGGUGCGCGUCGUCGUUCGACCGACGCCGCAUCCCGCCGAAGGAUACGUGUCUUCUAGCCGAAACGGGAUCCGCUCGCGAUCGUGGGGUACCGUGAAGGAUGGGUGUGGCUUUGUCAUCGAGACCGCUCACGCGGUGACCAACUCCGGGACGGAGAUCGAGCUCACACCAAAUGUGAACAAGCGGAAGGUUUCACCAACGUUUUUUCCGAUGAACAAGGAACAUGUCAUUCAAACACGAAACUCAUCGACGUCUGCGACAGGUAAGAAGGGGCUCAUUCGUGAGGUCACGAUUCAAUACAAUCUGUGCAACGAGCCUUGGAUGAAGUACAGCGUGGGGUUGAUUGCCGACCAAGGUUUCAAGAGGUCUCUAUGGACGUGCGCACGACUUCGUCGCGACGCGCUGUACCUCGAGACGAACCGGAAGCGUUAUGAAUUGAGCUACGUUCAAGGUAAGGAGGGUGACGAGGAUAAAUUUAAGUGGGCGGUGAGUAAGAAGCCGCUGCCCCUGGAGGAGACGCUCGCCGCGGGCGUGCCGCUUCCCAAAUCUUACAUCGACGUCGCCGAGGACGACCUUCGUUGGGAUGAGAUUCAGUGGGGAUCGAACUCCGUGAUCGUUCGCGGGAAAGAGUACAAUGUUGUCAGGCUCCAAUACUUGCCGCACAGCGAAUGA